Messenger RNA from Cladocopium goreaui, 1263 nucleotides. Lineage: Eukaryota; Dinophyceae; Suessiales; Symbiodiniaceae. The record is from the annotation of a GenBank genome assembly.
UCCAAGACUGGAGCCGCAUGGCUGUCUUGGUUGAGCUUGAGGCUGCAGGCCAUUUCUGGAAUUGAGCCCUUCGGCUCUAGUUCCCUCUUCGGGACUCUGCAACUGGUGCGCCAAGUUGUUUGGCGCAAGGCCGGCAUGUUCAACUGGCCACAUCGCGGCGUGGCGGCUGCGGCGACGGAAGCGGCCUUAGUGGGCGGCGUCACAGCUGCCGUGGUGGCCCGCGCUUCGGCCUCGCACGCCUCGCGGGCGCGGAUGCCACUGCCGGUGCAACAGGUGGUGGUUUUGCCCUACCAAGCUGGGCAAGGAGUCGGGAUGAUGCCUCCAAUGAUUCCUCGUCCAGCAGUUCUGGCACAAACUGCUCCCAUCGCGAGGGCCAGUGCAGAUGCCAAUUUGCAGCCCUUGGGUGUCUGUGGUGUGCAGCUUCCAGCUGCUCUCUUAGAGGAGCGUGCUUCGGUGAGGUUUUUUGCCAUCGACGUGACCUCUGAGGAGGGCCGCUCGUGGCGCGUCAUGCGACGCUUCAACGACUUCUGGCAGCUCAAGGAGCAGCUGGGCCCCAGCGCGCGGAAGCUGCCGGGGGCGCCCUUUCCCAGGAAGCUCCUUUUUGCCUGCAGUGGCGACAAGUUGGAACAGCGACGCGGGCAGUUGGAACUCUGGUUGGGCUCGGUAAUUCAGCAACCACGUGCCGAUUGGAUUGGAGUGUUGCGAGUCUUCCUCCAGACGGGUCGACAGAUGAUCGACCUUCCGACCCCGCCACAGCAUCCGGUAGCGUUUCCGCAACAAAUUCCUCCAUUUCAGUUGAUAUCCUGAAAACAGCGACUCCUCCAUUUUCUUGGAUGAUUUUUGUUGCUAUGGAUGCAUCUGAAACAUGUAUAUAUUAUAUAUAUAUAGAUGUAUCCAUGUGUAUCCCACGAAUAGCAAUCCUCAUGGGACAAUGAUAAUCAUCCUUUUUUGUUUCUUUUCUCUGGAGUUUUCAGCGCUUGAGGCAGCCCAGGAUUGGCGUGUGGAGAUUGAGGUGCCGUCGCACGUCAGCACAGGCCAACUGCUGGCUGUGUCACUCCCUGAUGGGCGCUCCCUGAACUUCACCGUGCCCAAGGGAGUCAGCGGUUCCAAGAUCGAACUGAAGUAUGACCCCAGCCAGAAGACGCUGGAGCUUGCUUGAUCAACGCUGAUGGUGUGGUGAGGCACCAUAGGACCAGGGCUGCCAGGGCCGGACGCCUGCAGGGUGGCACUAAGACUGUCACGACUCGCAGCAGGUGAGAAAAA